AUGGCCGGGCACUUAGUGAAAGUAAUGGCCGCAUGGGUACGAGACAGGGAACUAUCGGAGCAGAGACAGGUUGAUAGCAAAUUAUGGGAAGAUAUGCAGCAUGUGUUAGAAGAAUUCGUGAAUUACAUGGAACAGAUAGAGGACAUCUUAGAUGCGUAUGCCACAAACUGUGAGGCUGCAGGUUGGACACGUAGAGGACGCGAGGACCAAGGAACCAAAUACACCGAUCAUUCAGUUGGGGAUGUCAUGAAAUGCAGACUCAUGGUUGGAGCAUUACAUUUUGUAACUGGGUGGAGCAAUCAACUGAAAAAGGAUAACGACCCAUCGCACAAUGAUACGGCCAUGAAGGCUAUUAUGAGGUGCCUAGUGGCCAAUGUUUUUGCGUAUAUAUUGGCUGCAAUACCGUGUGGCAAAGAGUGGCUAGGGCCAGAUUGGGCAUGGGAAACCAUGAAGCAGUUUGCUGCGGGCAGCCACGAUGGGUCUAAUCCAAUUUCAGCUGGAACAUGUACGCGGGAUGUGUAUACGGGUAUUAACAUAGGGAAAGGGAACUUACAGGAAGCGGUAAAAAACUGGUUACAGCAAAGUCCACAGAUAAGUGCUCGUAUAAACGCAAUACAGAAGAACCAAGAGUGUAACAUUGAUUGGGACGUGUACAAGGCCAAAAUGCUAAAGCACACAGGGGAUAUCAGUAGUUCGAGUAUAUUUAAUGAGACGGCAAUGCACACCUGGGUGAAAACGGAGAUUAAAGGACUAUUGGAAACAGUUAAAAAGAGCGUACAGAAAAAUAUAACACGGUUACAAAGCGCACCAAGGGACUCCAUGGGAUCUGGGGAUAGUGAUGUUGACUCUGAGGACGACGACGAGGACGAGCAGAAGAAAUCGAAAGUUCAAAAGGAGGAACCACUCAAUGGCAAAUCACCCGCCACAAAAACUAUAGUACCAACAGGAGGAGGGGGACAAAAGGAAGAGCAGGACACAAGAAGUGAUAAGGACAAGACGCAUGCAGGCACGACACCGGCAGUACCACCAACUACGGUACCAGCGGAACCAAAGAAGGCUGUUCCUGAAGAGACAAAACCAGAGACGGGCGUAGGAAAGAAGGCAGCAGAGGGAUCACAUCAGAGAGGAGCCUCGGGAUCCACAACACCAGUAACGGGGACUCCACGGUCAGAAACACCACCGCAAGGAGCAGGUCAGGGACCAGGACCUGGACAACAACCACCACCUCCACCACCUCCUCCACCAGAACCCGCAGGUGCAGCAGCACCAUCAGAACCACAAGGAGCCACAAGUCCUGCAGCACCAAAUGGAGCCGCGGAACAGACUACGCCGGUACCCACAGAAAGUAACGGUAAGGACACGGCGUGCCCCAAAGACGUUCAGGAAGAAAGCUUGGGGGCUGGAAGAGUUAGUAUUAGCUUUGAGUCGAAGUCUGAAUGUAAAGGACCUGAUAGUCCCCCCGGUUCCUCGGUGAACACCAGUACGGAUGACCCCCCUCCUCGCAAUCCACCCAAACCAGAAACCACGAACCCGAACCCAAAUCAAUCGGGAAGUAGUGGCAGUUUCAGUGAUGCUGAUUUGGCGGAUGGAGUGUCUGCUGGCGAAGGAAAACCAGGUGAACAUGGUACUACCCAAGGCAGUGGAGGAGGUCAAUCCUCUGGUCCCAGUUCUGCUGGUGCCCACACCCCAGGUUCUUCAGGACCUGGCUCCACGCGCACUUCGCAACCAGGUACCUCCGGUACUGGCUCCAGUGGGGGUCCACAGGGAGCUGGUUCCAGCACUUCCGGAGGACAGGGUUCAAUGAGUAAUGAUCAACCUCUUCCUACCCUUUCUUCCCCGAAACCCUUCGACCCUCGCGAUCUCAUCCCCUACACCCCCGCGAUCAUUCCCGCGGUGGUUGGUAUUGGCAUCAUUGCGUUCUUCCUCUGGAAGUAUUUUGCCUACCUCGCCAACCGACGACGAACAUAUCGAACCGUUCGUGACGUGCCGUCACCGCCACUAGACGAAGAAAUAUUGGAGCAUUUACAACGCGGCGCCCCGCCACCCGAUUACGGGUACACGAUGAUUCGGCAUAGGCAACCUUCGUCAACAUGCGCCCGACGACGACGUCAUCCACGCGUGCAUAAGCGCACGAUCAUCGAGCUACAUCUAGAAGUGCUCAACGAAUGUGAAGUGACCGAGUGGGAAAACGUCAAACACGACUAUUUGAAGAUUGUCGUGGAGCAGUUUGCGCGUGACCUGCAGCAGGACGAGGAAACGAAUAACAACAUCUUGGGUGUUUCUACCUCCAACCAUGGUUUACCAGGGACCCAUGUUUCCUCCACUCUGGAUGCACCCACUGACGCCGACGGAACAGAUCCAUCUCGACAUGAUGAAGAUGAUCCUUGGAGUUGCAUGGAAAACAUACAGUUAGCAACGGACCCUGCUGCAUCCAACCACGAUGACUCCGAUCCUUGGAGUUGUAUGGAAACCAUACGGUUAGCAGCGGACCCUUGUCGACCUAAUGACUUCGAUCCAUGGAGUUGUAUGGAAACUAUACAGUUAGCAACGGACACUUCUCCACCGAAUGCACACGACCCCGAUCCUUGGAGUUGUAUGGAAACCAUACAGUUAGCAACGGACCCUUGUCCACCUAACGCAGAGGACUCCGAUCCAUGCAAGUGUAUGCAAACCAUACAGUUAGCAACGGACGCUUCUCCACCUAACGCAGAUGCUCUCUGCAGUUGUAUGGAAACUAUACAGUUAGCAACGGACGCAUCUCCACCUAACGAAGACAACCCAGAUCCCUGGAGGUGUAUGGAAAGUAUAGCGUUAGAUGCACAACACAGUGGUGCUCAUUCCGACCACGUGACGUCGUACUGCAUCCGUUGGAUUAACUGGAUUGACCGCAACAAAGAUAUUGUGCGCGAGUGUACGGAACAGCCAUGGUUUUUGCAAUUGACAUCGGCAUGGAAACAAUACCUGCGCGAGCACAUGGCGCACGGGACGACAACGUAG
This is a messenger RNA of Plasmodium fragile, 2997 nucleotides long. RefSeq lists its product as uncharacterized. The transcript is spliced from 5 exons. The record is from RefSeq and is a predicted model, not a curated record. Bases 1 to 2997 code for a protein of 998 amino acids. Lineage: Eukaryota; Apicomplexa; Aconoidasida; Haemosporida; Plasmodiidae.